GGUUUGUCACCCAUGGCUUUCUUCAGUACUUCCAAGUCUGCAGCAGCCGGGAUACCGUCUUCCACGUCAUCUCCACUCUACUCAUUUUCCCAGUCGUUCAAAAGCUCAGAUGGCACCUUCACAUGGCUCUACACAACCGGAGCAGUGUUAUUGGCACUUCUCGCACUCGAGCAAACUGUGUAUCGCAUGAAAAAGCGUCACCUCCCUGGCGCCAAGUGGACUAUCCCGCUCAUCGGUAAAUUCGCCGAUUCGAUGAGCCCAACGAUGGAAAACUACAUGAAGCAGUGGAAUUCUGGGGUCCUCAGUGCGGUCAGCGUGUUCAACAUCUUCAUCGUCAUGGCGUCGUCAAAUGAAUACGCUCGCAAAAUUGUCAACUCCCCCACGUAUGCUGAGCCAUGUCUGGUCUACUCGGCCAAACAAAUACUUCUGCCCGACAACUGGGUAUUUCUGACAGGAAAAACUCAUGUGGAUUACCGUCGCGGCUUGAACAACCUGUUCACUCGCAAGGCCAUCGGGCAAGUUUGGAUGUAUAUCACGAUUCAGGAUGCGAUUACGCGCAAGCACUUCGCGCAAUGGGCCAAGGAGUAUUCGUCCUCACCUCGUCCAAUCAUGAUGAACGCUCGCUACCUCAACAUGGAUACUUCUCUUCGUGUCUUUUGCGGCAACCAUAUUCCUGAAGAGGCGACGAGGGAGAUCAGCGACAAAUACUGGUUCAUCACUCAAGCACUUGAGUUGGUCAACUUCCCAUUCGCACUUCCUGGGACCAAAGUUUACAAAGCAAUUCAAGCGCGCAAAGUCGCGCUUCGGUGGCUCACUCUCGCUGCGCACAACAGCAAAAUCGAAAUGGCACGUGGUGGUGAACCCACUUGCUUGCUUGACGAAUGGGUGCAGCUUCUCAAUGAUCCAUCCUACAAGGGUCGUCGCGAAUUCAGUGACCAUGAGAUGGCAAUGGUCGUUUUCUCCUUCCUUUUUGCUUCGCAAGAUGCUAUGAGCAGCGGCUUGAUCUACGGUUUCCAACACCUUGUCGACCACCCCGAAAUUUUGGCCAAAGUACGGGAAGAGCAACAGCGUGUGCUUCAGGGCAACUACGACACUCCUCUCACUCUGGAACUGAUGGACCAAAUGCCGUAUCUGCAGGCAGUAGUGAAGGAGAGUCUUCGCGUUAAACCACCAGUGGUCAUGGUCCCAUAUAAGUCGACGAAAGCCUUCCCCAUUUCCGAUGAUUAUACCGUUCCCGCUGGCAGCAUGCUCAUUCCCUCUUUCUAUCCCUCCCUCCACGAUCCUGACGUCUACCCUGAACCUGAUGAAUUCCAACCUGAGCGGUGGCUUGAUCCAAAUGGUCUCGCGAACUCAAAUCCCAAAAACUACCUCGUGUGGGGGUCUGGACCGCAUCGUUGCAUCGGACUGGAAUAUGCGACUAUGAAUAUCGCUUUGGUAUUAGGCAUUGCUGCCAUGAUGUUUGACUGGGAGCAUGAAAUAACGCCAACAACAAACAAAGUCGAGAUUAUCGCAACUUUGUUCCCGAAGGAUGGCUGCAGGAUGAAGUUCACGCCCAGGACAAACCAAUAG
This is a messenger RNA of Mycena indigotica, 1569 nucleotides long. Its product is annotated as Cytochrome P450. Gene Ontology annotation, biological process: sterol metabolic process. The coding region runs from base 13 to 1569 and encodes 518 amino acids. NCBI's taxonomy places the organism in Eukaryota, Fungi, Basidiomycota, Agaricomycetes, Agaricales, Mycenaceae. The record is from RefSeq and is a predicted model, not a curated record. Gene Ontology annotation, molecular function: iron ion binding; monooxygenase activity; oxidoreductase activity, acting on paired donors, with incorporation or reduction of molecular oxygen. The transcript has 6 exons.